AAGAGUCAUCGCCCUACAUUCAUCAUGAGACAACCUAAUAGUGCAGUGCCGUAUUCUCAGCUGAAAGACCCAGGACUACAGCCAGUAAAGGUUGUUUGUGUACAUACUGACCUCUACCGUACUCAAAUUAUUCAAGGAACCCAACUAGAAGAAGGAGCGAGGUUAAAUUUUUGCCUAAUCCUAACAAUGUUGGGUCUUUGCUUAACAGCGGCUAUCCUAGCGCUUAGUAUGCCUGCAGCCUUUAAUGGAGAAACCAUAUUUGAUAUCGUUGGUAGUGAAGUGUAUGAAAGCCUAGAGCCGAAUGAGUUUUACGAUGUUAAAAAUAUAAAAUUGAAGAACUCGCAAAUGUUUGAAAAUCUGGAAACUCUGAGAAAUUUAGAUGGAAGUAAUGAUGAAGAAAUUGAUCUUUCUGGAGAAGUUUAUCCUAAAAAGCAAACAGAGGACUUUGAAAUAGAAGAUGAGAUUACUAUGAAGGAUGUUGAUUACCCUGAUGAGGACGGAAUUAUGACAAACCAACCCUUAGAUUCAUUUCUAAACAACAGACCUAUCAUAGGUGUACUCAGUCAGGAGUUGGACAACGACCUUCGAGACAAACUUCCUAAAGGAUUAAAUAUGACAGCUUACAUUGCUGCAAGCUACGUCAAAUGGAUUGAGAGUGGGGGAGCAAGGGUGGUUCCUGUCAUUAUUGGGAAAUCUAAAUCUUAUUACAAAAAGUGUUAUAAUUUUAAUGAUAUUCAGGCAAAUGACAAUGGAGACUAUUUUCCGAUCUGGGGAACAUGUAACGGAUUCGAACUGUUGACCGUCAUGUCAAUGUCUGAUGACCAGUCAAGACUUACCGAUUGCGAUUCUGAAGACCAGGCUUUACCACUUAAACUUCGUGGAGAGUGGAGACAGAGUAGAAUAUAUGGCAGGAUCCCAAAACACAUCCUACGAGAUCUAAUCAAGAAACCUGUCACAAUCAACUUUCAUCACUUCUGCCUCACUCCAACCAACUUUACUAAAUUCGGAAUGGAGCGCUUUUGGAAUGCUUUAUCUGUAAAUAGAGAUAUCUAUGAUUUAGAGUAUAUUUCAACCAUAGAGGCUCGAAAUUAUCCGUUUGUCGGAGUACAAUUUCAUCCAGAAAAGAACAUUUUUGAGUGGAGCGAGAAGGAACGAAAUAUUCCUCAUAAUGAAGCUGCUGUAAAUGUUGGAAGUUACUUUGCUCGUUAUCUGGUAAAUAUGGCACGGCGUAGCUUCCAUUCUUUUGAAACCAGUUUGGAUGAAGAAUAUGCUCUGAUCUACAACUAUCAGCCUCUCUACUCGGAAAAUCAACAAGUUCACAUGACCUUUGAACAAAUUUAUCUCUUCUAGACGGAAGUUGAAAAAUAAAUAUUUAUUUAAAUGCUAA
Eurytemora carolleeae is the source of this 1387-nucleotide messenger RNA. Its product is annotated as gamma-glutamyl hydrolase A. Gene Ontology annotation, cellular component: vacuole. The coding region runs from base 25 to 1350 and encodes 441 amino acids. Gene Ontology annotation, biological process: tetrahydrofolylpolyglutamate metabolic process. Gene Ontology annotation, molecular function: gamma-glutamyl-peptidase activity. NCBI's taxonomy places the organism in Eukaryota, Metazoa, Arthropoda, Copepoda, Calanoida, Temoridae. The record is from RefSeq and is a predicted model, not a curated record. The transcript is spliced from 17 exons.